Messenger RNA from Ylistrum balloti, 3455 nucleotides. RefSeq lists its product as uncharacterized. The transcript is spliced from 3 exons. Lineage: Eukaryota; Metazoa; Mollusca; Bivalvia; Pectinida; Pectinidae. The record is from RefSeq and is a predicted model, not a curated record. Bases 71 to 1282 code for a protein of 403 amino acids.
UGGUGGAAAGUCGAACAUUGAAAUUGUAUGCAAAAAAUCACGUAAUGAUUCUUAUGUUAGACCUGGUGUUAUGAGUUACGACAGUGAUGAUGAUAGAGUAUUUGUUGAAUUUCCAAAAUCGCUUGUUAACGCACUCAACAUUGGGUUAGAUAGCCUUAUGGACGAAACAAACUGGAUGGGAUAUAUAUCGCUAACGCCUCUCAAGAUUUUAAACUCAAAUGCUGCGGAUUGCCAUGAAGGAUUUCCAUUUUCUAAAGCAUAUUGUUGUACAGAAAAAUAUUCCACUCAGUAUUCGUUUGGAUCCGUUUUCCGGAAAGGCAUAUCGAUGCUGAUCGAGUUCAUGCUUCAUCGGACAGUGCCAGACAACAAGCAGGAGAAAUUUGUUCUGAGCAAACUUUUGCAUUACUUGUUCGAUUACCUGGACACAGAUGCUGAAAUUAUGAAAAACAUGGAAAUGUAUACAGAGACAGAACUGACAGCAGUUAUUGCAAAUCAUCUGUUUGGCAAGUUGUCUACAUCUUCAUGUUUUACCAUUGACAAGCAGUGCAAAGGCAAAGGUAGAGGACAAGGUGGAAGAGGCAGUAAGAAAACAAGUCCUUUAUGCCCUUGUGAAAAGAAUGAUUGUGUACUGUCAGGAGAUUUUGGAGAUACAAGUAUAGGAAACUGGAUGGUUUGGCAUGGAAAUGUAAAUGUAAUAAUCAACAAUGAAGUUGUCAUAGGAUCCCAAGAUGUUGAAGAAAAGGACUGCAGUCCUGGUGGGAAAUCUCCAGUGGAAGUGAAACUUAAAAGUAACUCCUUGUCAAGAAAUCCUCAGGUUAUUGCCCAAAACAUUGUUUUUUCAUUCCUCCAAAAGCAUAGACAUCCUGAAAGUGAAAAUUUCCUUUUUCCAUGUAUUGGAGUUACAGGUAAAGAUAUGAUUGUAUACUUUUAUGAUUCAAUGCAUGAUGUGCUUCUUGAAAGCACAUUGAUUCCAUUACAUGGCAUGAUUCCAUCUGCUGUUAGCAAUAUCAACUUAGUAGCAAUUGUUGUAUCAUGGCUGGUUGUCAACUAUAAGUACCUAUGUGAUGGUGUCAUGGAAGAGAUGAAAACAAUGAAAGCAGAGUUUUUUUCACAAGCUGAAGCAAAGUUAGCUGUUUACAAAUUUGACCUAAAGGCCGGUGAAGUGGGAAAUUCUUGUCCUGUGGAUGAUUCUCAAGACAAAGUGAAAAAUGUUCAUCACCCAUUUCUGAUGGAUUUGAAGAAAAGAAAGAGAAUGGUUGUUCUGGAUCCCAGCGAGAGAUAACAUUUCACUAUUGUAGAAAAAACAUGUGCAACAUAAGAACUUACAUGGCAUUACUGUACCUAAAGCCAUCCUUAUUGGAGACCAGCUUUAUUGGUGUUAUUGUGUGAUAAAAGUUCCUCAUCUUAGCUCUACCAAGACAUGAGAAAUGUGUUCGAUUGUGACAUUUAUAGAGGAUCUUAUGAGUGUCUAUUUGACAUGAAAUUUAUGAAAUGAGUUCAACAAGCCUGUAGGCAAGGUGUUAUAUACAAUGAGUUAAAUUAGUUCCUAUUACAUUGGCUUAUUUUAGCUUACCUGACCCAAAGUGUUAUGUGAGCCUUUGUAUAAUGCAUGGCACAAUAUCCGUCAUUAGUCUGUCAACGUUUCCCUCUAGAACUCUCUUGUCCUUAUAACAACUUUGGCCUAGAGUAUCAUUUGCCAGAUUAAUUUCUAAAUUUGUAUCAAAAGAUAUUUGGUCAAAAGUUUCCUUGGAUGAAGUCCAACUGAUUGUCUGUGGUUCAUCUGAUACAGACUGAUUGUCUGUGAGUCAUCUGAUACAGACUGUUUUUCUGUUGUUCAUGUGAUACAGACUGUUUCUGUGAGUCAUCUGAUACAGACUGUUUCUGUGAGUCAUCUGAUACAGACUGAUUGUCUGUGGUUCAUGUGAUACAGACUGAUUGUCUGUGAGUCAUCUUAUACCAACUAAUUGUCUGUGGUUCAUGUGAUACAGACUGUUUCUGUGAGUCAUCUGAUACAGACUGUUUUUCUGUUGUUCAUGUGAUACAGACUGUUUCUGUUGUUCAUGUGAUACAGACUGUUUCUGUGGUUCAUCUGAUACAGACUGAUUGUCUGUGAGUCAUCUUAUACCUACUAUAAUUGUCUGUGUGUCAUCUGAUACAGACUGAUUGUCUGUGGUUCAUCUGAUGCAAACUAAUUGUCUGUGGUUCACGUGAUACAGACUGUUUCUGUGGUUCAUCUGAUACAGACUGAUUGUCUGUGAGUCAUCUUAUACCUACUAUAAUUGUCUGUGUGUCAUCUGAUACAGACUGAUUGUCUGUGGUUCAUCUGAUGCAAACUAAUUGUCUGUGGUUCAUGUGAUACAGACUGUUUGUCUGUGAUUCAUCUGAUAAUGACUGAUUGUUAGUGAGUUCCCAUCAUCAGAAGAAAUAUUUGCGAGAUCUGGUAAGAAAGCAGCAGUAUCAAAUCGAGUAUCAUUUUAUUCAAUUCCAAUCAAAUUUUUGUUAUAUUUGCAAGAGGUUAGGAGUUUACCGUCGUUUAUCAGAAACCGAAUGUGAUCUUAUGGCGAUAGUGCCUUGCUGUGGCGAACUGAUACAUAGGCAUUGCACCUCUACAUUCAGGACAAAAGAAAAAUGUCCAAAAUGCACAACUUGUUUAGAGGAUGGAACACCCAUUCAAGAAGAUGAAGAUCUUGGUACAGUCAUUCUUCGGCAAAAUAUAAGAAAGCAAAAUGGUAUCGCUUUUGACUUGGUCCUCCCUUUACUAGUUUCAAAGCCAAAAAAUAGUGCACAGGUUUUAAAAUUACUUUUUAUGUUAUAUCUAAAAUAUAUACACCUUUACCAUAACUUUCUCAUUUAGUUACAUAAUUGAUACUGACUGUUAUAGCAUAUAUACAUUACUUGAAUUUUUUGAUUAAAAAGUAAUCUUGGCUGAUUUUUAAUGCAAUUAAUGAUUUUUGAUGGAGAGCACAAGAUCUUGUACAUGUCAGAAUCUACAAAUUCCUGCCCUCAUCCAUAGGAAAAGUAUAAGUAUCCACAGACUUCAGUGUUUUUCUUUUAGGAAAGCUUCUUCUCCUAUAUUCUAAGGAACUAUUCUUUUCUAAAACUAUUAUGUAUGUCAGACUUUAAAAAAAUCCUCUUCACUUCAUAUGAUGUAGAUUUUGAAGAGAAAAAAUGAUAAAGUGUGACAUUUUCUUAUGUCUAUAUAUUUUGACAACUGAACUGUAUAUAUCAAAACAUGUCUCAGCUUUGUCUUUUUCAGAUGGGGAUUUCAUGGAAAGUUUAGCAAAGUGCAAACCCCAUUGUAAAAUAGACCUGACAACAUAAGAAUUAAUGAAAAAACAAUAUCUGUUUAGUAUCAGCCACAAUCCCUUUUAUUUACAAAUAUUCAUGCACUGGGGGUAUAGGCAAAAGCCACGCUUUGUUCAUUGUGUUCAUUUUUAAUGUAGUGUAAAUGUUUA